Molecule: messenger RNA, 1319 nt
Organism: Olea europaea var. sylvestris
Lineage: Eukaryota; Viridiplantae; Streptophyta; Magnoliopsida; Lamiales; Oleaceae
Product: transcription factor MYB41-like
Exons: 3
Coding region: 85-1134 (349 amino acids)
Source: RefSeq, a predicted model, not a curated record
GUUAAAGUUUGCUCUCUUUUUUUCCUUUUCGAAAUUCUCAUUUAAUUUCUUCUUUUGUACACCUCUCGGUCUUCAAAAUCAUCAAUGGGAAGAUCACCUUGUGAAAAAAAUGGUGUCAUAAAAGGUCCAUGGACUCCUGAGGAAGACAUGAAACUCAUUCAAUACAUUCAAGUGCAUGGUCCAUGUAAUUGGCGAACUCUUCCAAAGAAUGCUGGGCUUCAAAGACAUGGAAAAAGUUGUCGUCUACGUUGGACCAAUUAUUUAAGACCUGGUAUCAAGAGAGGAAGAUUUUCAUUUGAGGAAGAAGAGACUAUUAUCCAGCUUCACAGUGUUCUUGGCAACAAGUGGUCUGCAAUGGCGGCUCGGUUGCCUGGAAGAACAGAUAAUGAAAUCAAGAACUACUGGAACACUCAUAUAAGAAAGAGACUUCUUCGAAAUGGGAUCGAUCCAGUGACUCAUGCUCAACGCCUCGAUUUUAAAGAUCUCUCAUCACUGUUAAACUUGCCACAGAUUAAUCUUUCGAAUCUCCUCCGACUUCAAACCCUAUUAAUAAAUCCAGAAGCCCUACGGCUGGCAGCUUAUCUUCUGGAAAAUCCUGAAUUGCUAUUGACAAAACUCCAGGAAAACCAAUUAUUCAACGCUCAAUUGCAAAACCAGACCCCCGUUUUCCAAACUGACCAACUUCAAAACACUUUUGAUCUACAAACCCCUCUUUGCAAUCCAUCCACAGAUCUUCCUGUAACUGCUUCAGUUUCCAAUCAAUCUCAUCUCAUACAAGGGAAUAUGGGACAGAUCUCUAAGAACUCAGACAGUUUAAGUGGCCAAACAUUUCAAAAUAACACAACUACAUUUGAAAAUGUCUCUUUUAUUGAAAAUUUCUUAUUUGGGGCUUCUGACCAAAGGCAGAAAGAUUUAUCAGAAAACAUAAGUUUUCAGUCCUUGAACAGCGGGAGCAAUAGCAGCAAAAAUUUCAGUUUUGAUUCAGUUUUAUCGACGCCUCUCUCGAGCCCAACUCCUCUAAUUUCAAGCUCAACAUAUAUGAACGGAAAUACAGAAGAUGAGAGAGAGAGUAAUUGCAGUAACCUGUUGAAGUUUGCAAUACCAGAGAGUUUAGAUUUUGAUGAUUUCAUUUAAACACACUCAUAUUUCAUAAUUUGCAUUCCACUUGUAUAUUUUAGGUAAUUGUGAGGGCGCAAUCGGUUACUUUUGUGUCCAGUCCUUCUAGGAUUUUAGUUUGCCUUGUUCUUUGGGAUCUUUUGUAAGUUUGUAUUGCGCUUGUUUGAGCCCAUUUUUCUAAGAUUGCAUUUUUCAAAAAAAAA